AUGACCGUUAAUAAAUUUGAUUCACGUCCAACCAGUCCGUCUGCUACUUCUGUAGAUACCAAACUCCAAUCUAACGUCGAUGACAGUUUAAAUAAAGGGUUUACUGAAAAACCGGUUGUAGUUCAAGACUUAACAGAAUUAAGUGACUUUGAAGAAGACGAUGAAGAUGAAGAUGAAGACGAUGAAGAUGAAGAUGAAGACGACGAUUUGCAGCUGAAUAAUAAAAGUCACAAAAGUAAAGGUGUAAAAUUUGCUAAAGAUGAUGAAGAAGACGAGCAGAGUGUUACUGUUGAUAAUACAGCUAAUAGUAAACCUAACAGAUCUAAAUCUUUUUUAAACAAUGAUGGUAUAGAUGAAUUGAAGCCAAUUACUAGAAAGCAUAGAGUUUCGUCUAUAAGUUUAACUGAUCAAUUGAGUAAUUCUUUGAUUAAACCGCUAACAUCAACUACAACCAAUACUAAUAGCAUGAUAUCCCAUGAGCGUGUUGCAUCUUAUGCUUUUGCAUUUGAUAUAGAUGGUGUUUUGAUUAGGGGUAAAGAAACCAUUCCUGAAGCUAGAAAGGCUUUGAAAAUGCUAAAUGGUGAAAAUAAAUAUAAUAUUAAAGUUCCUUAUAUUUUUAUUACCAAUGGCGGUGGUAGAAGUGAAAAGGCAAGAUGUAAGGAUUUAAGCUCAAGAUUGGGUAUUUCUAUCAGUGAAGACCAAGUUAUCCAGGGCCAUACGCCGAUGAAAGAUUUAGUACCUGUUUAUAAAAAUGUUCUUGUUGUUGGUGGUGUUUUGGAUAGUUGUAGAAAAGUUGCCUUGAAUUAUGGUUUUGAAAAUGUUUAUAUUCCACUAGAUAUUAUGAAAUGGAACCCUUGUGUUACUCCAUAUUACAUUUUAAGCGAUGAAGAACGUAAAAUUGCUUAUGACAAUGUUGAUUUUAGUAAAAUCCAUAUAGAUGCAAUUCUAGUCUUUGCCGAUUCUAGAAAUUGGGCUGCUGACCAACAAAUCAUUUUAGAAUUAUUAUUAAGCAAAAAUGGUGUAAUGGGUACCAUUAGCGAUACUUUUGAUGAGGGGCCCGCAUUGUAUUUUGCUCAUUCUGAUUUUGUUUGGGCUACUGAUUAUGGUUUAAGUAGAUAUGGUAUGGGUGCUUUGCAAGUUUCUAUUGCUGCCCUAUAUCAAGAGCAUUCUGGUAAAGAACUAAACGUUACCAGAUUUGGUAAGCCUCAAAGAGGUACUUUUAGAUUUGCUGAGAAAGUUUUAACCAAAUGGCGGAGAAAUACUUUGGAAUCUGAAUUUGAUAAAUUGAAACUCACUAGUACCGAACAGCCACCUUUGAAAGAGGAUGAGGGGGAAGAGGAAGUAGAGGAGGAAAUCACAAAUGAGACAGAUUCAUUAGAUGAUGACGAAGAUGACGAGGGUAUUGUUUUGGACUCUGCUAAGGAAUUGACUCUAGAUUUACCGCCUGCUUCAACCGUCUACUUUGUUGGAGACACUCCAGAAUCUGAUAUUAGAUUCGCUAAUUCACAUGAUAGUUCAUGGUACUCUAUUUUGGUUAAAACAGGUGUUUAUCAAGAUGGCUCAAUACCAAAGUAUAAGCCAAAGAAAAUUUGCGAAAACGUUUUGGAAGCCGUGACCUUUGCUAUAGAAAGGGAGCACGCUAAGGAGUUGGAAGAAUGGAAAGAUAACAAUAGUAGUAGGAGUAGUAGUAACUCUACAACUAAUACAAAUAAGCAUUUUACAAGUUAA
Saccharomycodes ludwigii is the source of this 1728-nucleotide messenger RNA. RefSeq lists its product as uncharacterized. Gene Ontology annotation, cellular component: mitochondrion. NCBI's taxonomy places the organism in Eukaryota, Fungi, Ascomycota, Saccharomycetes, Saccharomycodales, Saccharomycodaceae. Bases 1 to 1728 code for a protein of 575 amino acids. The record is from RefSeq and is a predicted model, not a curated record. Gene Ontology annotation, biological process: glycerophospholipid biosynthetic process. The transcript has a single exon.